This is a messenger RNA of Zychaea mexicana, 792 nucleotides long. Its product is annotated as NAD(P)H:quinone oxidoreductase, type IV. The record is from RefSeq and is a predicted model, not a curated record. The transcript is spliced from 5 exons. Bases 33 to 650 code for a protein of 205 amino acids. Gene Ontology annotation, molecular function: FMN binding; NAD(P)H dehydrogenase (quinone) activity. Lineage: Eukaryota; Fungi; Mucoromycota; Mucoromycetes; Mucorales; Lichtheimiaceae.
CUUACUUUAAUUACUUCUUUAUAUCUUCAAAAAUGGUUGCCAAGGUUCACAUUGUCAUUUACACCAUGUACCAUCACAUCUACAAGCUGGCCGUUGAGGUUCAGAAGGGUCUUGAAUCCGUUGGUGUCGAGGCCAAGAUCUUCCAAGUGGCCGAGACUUUGUCCGACGACCUUCUCAAGCAGCUCCACGCUCCUCCCAAGCCCGAUGUCCCUGUCAUCACCGUCGAUGACCUGAAGGAAGCGGACGGUGUCGUGUUUGGUAUCCCUACCCGUUUCGGUACCAUGCCCGCUCAAAUCAAGGCCUUCUUGGACAGCACCGGUGGUCUCUGGGCGAGCGGUGCUUUGGCUGGCAAGUUCGCUGGUACUUUCUUCUCCACUGCCUCUCAGCACGGUGGUCAGGAAACCACCGCCUUUACCACCAUCACCUACUUUGCUCACCACGGUAUGAUCUACGUGCCUUUCGGUUUCGCCAACGCUCAUCUCUUUGACAACAGCGAAGUCAUUGGUGGCUCCGCCUAUGGUGCCGGCACUGUCACCAACGGUGACGGUUCGCGUCAACCCUCUGAGAAGGAACUCGACAUUGCAAAGACCCAGGGUGAAAACUUUGGCAAGACUGUUGCUACCUUUGUCAAGGGCAAGGAAGCUCAGUAAACAAGUACUACACCUCAUUCAUGCUCAUCCCUCUCCACACAUAAUUUCUCUCCAUCAUACCUCUUCCACACGUUCUGUCGUGUCAAUUCAAAUAAACAAAAAAGACAACAAACUAGCUUUCAAUGUCGUUUUUAAGCUGUCG